Molecule: messenger RNA, 910 nt
Organism: Plodia interpunctella (Indianmeal moth)
Lineage: Eukaryota; Metazoa; Arthropoda; Insecta; Lepidoptera; Pyralidae
Gene: lin-52
Product: lin-52
Exons: 4
Coding region: 34-477 (147 amino acids)
Biological process (GO): regulation of DNA-templated transcription
Cellular component (GO): DRM complex
Source: RefSeq, a predicted model, not a curated record
CUUUGUAUUUUAUCUAUUGCAAGAUUGCAUACAAUGUUGACAAUGACAAUUGUCGUUUGGUUGUCAUCCAUCGAUUGUUGUCAAAAUAAAUUUUGGAAAAUGGCCGCGAAAGAGAGUUCAAUGGCGCAAGAAGGACAAGCUACGUCUGACGAUAUUCCAUUGACAUCCCUGGAGGAAAGUUUACUUAGCUUGGAGAAGCUGGACCGUGCUUCACCAGAAUUAUGGCCCGAACAAAUACCAGGAGUGUCAGAGUUUGCUCCCGUACAGUCUGGUAACCAAUCUCCUCCUUCGUGGAACAAGGGCCUGACCAACGCAGAUUUGCAUUAUAUGCAGCAGCUGAAUACUCUAUCAACAAGCGUUCUCAUAAUGGAAGUAAAGCAACUACAUGACUUGGCUUAUCAGCUGGGACUAGAAGAAGCGAAAGAAAUGACAAGAGGCAAAUAUCUAAACAUUUUCUCUUCAAGGCGGAACAAGUAACCACAAUAGAAACUAAAAAUAAUAGGAUAUUAUGUGAUUGUGUACAAAAUCACAAAUGGACUGGAUAAAAAUAUUUUUCACUACCACUCAGUGAACUUUACUUAUGGAUGGAUUGUAGGUUAUCCAAUAUUUUUUACUGGAAUGCAUGUUUUUUUUCCAUAAAUGUUUUUUUAUCCAUCUGUCAUGUCUACUUGUAACAGUUUUCUGACACAAUCCAUCCACCUCUUUAUCAUAUUGGUCUUAUCUCCUCAUUCCAAAAAUUUCAAGAUGUUUUAGGCUGAAAAAUAACUAGAUAAAACUGUUAUACUGGUUUUAUAAUAUGUAGUUUUAGCUUUGGUCUUAUAGCAUAAGUGUAUUUCUAGAUACCUAUAUAAAAUCAAACAUUGUUGUUAAUUUUAAAAUUUAUUGUAUUGUAAUAUAACAUACUACAUUU